Molecule: messenger RNA, 6694 nt
Organism: Macrosteles quadrilineatus (aster leafhopper)
Lineage: Eukaryota; Metazoa; Arthropoda; Insecta; Hemiptera; Cicadellidae
Gene: zip
Product: myosin heavy chain, non-muscle
Exons: 38
Coding region: 235-6276 (2013 amino acids)
Cellular component (GO): myosin complex
Molecular function (GO): actin filament binding; ATP binding; cytoskeletal motor activity
Source: RefSeq, a predicted model, not a curated record
ACUGCCGCUUUCAGUCAAGUAACUUCGUUCAUGUUUGUCGUACCGCACCACCACAUCGAAUGUGGCCCCAGUCACAGUAAAAGUGUCUAGUGUUAUGUGUUACUCGAGUGCCGUCGAAACAAUCUAUCAGUGAACACGUUGCUCUUGUAGUUCUUCCGAGUUCCUGCUCAACGUUUCGUUAACCUUUGUGUGCACCGGUAGCAAGUCUAUAGUCUGUUGCAUUGAAUUUGCAACAUGGCGGAUGCCGAAACCGACCGGUCGGAUCCCGACUUCAAAUAUUUGUCCGUCGAUAGAAACACUUUCAAUGAUCCUGCAACACAAGCCGAAUGGACCCAAAAACGUUUGGUUUGGGUACCGCACGAAACCGCGGGUUUUGUCGCCGCGGGAAUCAAAGGCGAGAAGGGGGAUGAAGUCGAAGUCGAGAUUCAGGAUACCGGCAAAAGGACUUUUGUUGCUAAGGAUGACAUUCAAAAGAUGAAUCCUCCAAAAUACAACAAAGUUGAGGAUAUGGCGGACUUAACUUGUCUAAACGAGGCUUCCGUACUUCACAACAUCAAGGACAGAUACUACUCCGGAUUGAUCUAUACGUACUCUGGUCUGUUCUGUGUGGUGGUCAACCCAUACAAGAAACUGCCCAUCUACACAGAGAAGAUCAUGGAGAGGUACAAGGGCAUCAAGAGACAUGAGGUUCCUCCACACGUGUUCGCAAUCACUGACACUGCCUACAGGUCCAUGCUGCAAGACCGAGAGGACCAGUCUAUCCUGUGUACUGGUGAGUCUGGUGCUGGUAAGACAGAGAAUACCAAGAAAGUGAUACAGUACCUGGCGUACGUAGCGGCCAGCAAACCCAAGGGCUCCUCCACCCCUCACACGAUGUCUUCCGAAAGCUCCUGGGAUAAUGGACCAAGUCCAGCUCUUAUUGUCGGUGAAUUGGAGCAACAACUGCUGCAAGCCAACCCUAUCCUUGAGGCAUUCGGUAACGCAAAGACUGUGAAGAACGACAACUCUUCUCGAUUUGGUAAGUUUAUCCGAAUCAACUUUGACGCUAGCGGCUACAUAGCUGGCGCCAACAUUGAGACAUACCUGUUGGAAAAGUCUCGUGCCAUCCGUCAAGCCAAGGAUGAGAGGACGUUCCACAUUUUCUACCAGCUGCUGGCCGGCGCCACCCCGGCACAGAAGAAGGAGUUUAUCCUAGAGGAUCCCAAGAGCUAUGUGUUCCUCAGCAGCAAGUGGCAGCCAAUCCCUGGAGUGGACGAUGCUGCUGAGUUCCAGUCAACCGUGAACGCUAUGAGCAUCAUGGGCAUGACCAAUGAGGACUACUCCGCCAUUUUCCGUAUCGUCUCAGCAGUGAUGCUGUUUGGCUCGAUGCAGUUCAAGCAGGAGCGCAACAACGACCAGGCGACUCUCCCAGACAACACUGUGGCCCAGAAGGUAGCACACCUGCUGGGACUCAGCGUCACUGAGAUGACUAAGGCCUUCCUCAAGCCUAGGAUCAAGGUCGGACGAGACUUUGUCACCAAGGCCCAGACCAAGGAGCAGGUGGAGUUUGCCGUGGAGGCCAUCUCAAAGGCUUGUUACGAGAGGAUGUUCCGAUGGCUAGUCAACCGCAUCAACAGAUCUCUGGACCGCACCAAGCGACAGGGCGCCUCCUUCAUUGGUAUCCUCGAUAUGGCUGGAUUUGAGAUCUUUGAGCUCAACUCGUUUGAACAGCUGUGUAUCAACUACACAAACGAGAAGCUGCAGCAGCUGUUCAACCACACCAUGUUCAUCCUGGAGCAGGAGGAGUACCAGAGGGAAGGCAUUGAGUGGAAGUUCAUCGACUUUGGCCUAGACUUGCAACCCACCAUCGAUCUAAUCGAUAAGCCUAUGGGAGUGAUGGCGCUGCUGGAUGAGGAGUGUUGGUUCCCCAAGGCCACAGACAAGUCUUUCGUAGAGAAGCUGGUCAGCUCUCACAAUGAACACCCCAAGUUCAUGAAGACAGACUUCCGUGGCAUUGCUGACUUUGCCAUCAUCCACUACGCCGGCAAGGUGGACUACUCGGCCACCAAGUGGCUGAUGAAGAACAUGGACCCUCUGAACGAGAACGUCGUGUCAUUGCUGCAGACUUCUCAGGACCCGUUUGUCUGUCACAUCUGGAAGGACGCGGAGAUUGUGGGGAUGGCUCAGCAAGCCAUGAGUGACACUCAGUUUGGGGCCAGGACCAGGAAGGGAAUGUUCCGCACCGUGUCACAGCUGUACAAGGAACAGUUGGCCAAACUGAUGAUCACAUUGCGCAACACCAACCCCAACUUUGUCCGAUGCAUCAUCCCCAACCAUGAGAAGCGUGCAGGCAAGAUAGACGCUCCGUUGGUGCUGGACCAGCUCAGGUGCAAUGGAGUGUUGGAGGGCAUCAGGAUCUGUCGACAGGGCUUCCCCAACAGGAUACCCUUCCAGGAGUUCCGUCAGCGUUACGAGCUGCUCACACCCAACGUGAUCCCCAAGGGCUUCAUGGACGGCAAGAAGGCUUGUGAGAAGAUGAUUGACGCGCUCGAACUCGACCCCAACCUCUACCGUGUCGGACAGUCCAAGAUAUUCUUCAGAGCGGGAGUGUUGGCGCAUCUAGAGGAGGAGCGGGACUACAAGAUCACCGACCUCAUUGUCAACUUCCAGGCGUUCUGCCGAGGCUACCUGGCGAGACGCAACUACCAGAAGCGGCUGCAACAGUUAAACGCAAUCAGGAUCAUACAACGCAACUGUUCUGCCUACCUCAAACUGCGCAACUGGCAAUGGUGGAGGCUGUACACUAAGGUGAAGCCACUGCUGGAGGUGACCAAGCAGGAGGAGAAGUUGACGCAGAAGGAAGACGAGCUGAAGCAGAUCAGAGAGAAGCUGGACACUCAGUUGAGAAGCAGUGAAGAGUAUGAGAGGAGGCUACAGGCUGCUAUAGAGGAGAAGACCAUGCUGCAGGAGCAACUACAGGCCGAGGUGGAACUGUGUGCUGAGGCGGAAGAGAUGAGGGCAAGAUUGGCAGCAAGGAAACAAGAAUUGGAAGAAAUUUUGCAUGAUCUUGAGGCCAGAAUUGAAGAAGAAGAGGAACGGUCAAACAAUCUGUCAAAUGAAAAGAAGAAACUUCAACUUAACAUUCAGGACUUGGAAGAACAACUAGAAGAAGAAGAAGCUGCGAGGCAAAAGCUUCAACUAGAGAAAGUACAGUGCGAUGCGAGACUAAAGAAACUGGAAGAGGAUUGUGCCCUUGCUGAAGACACCAACUCGAAACUUGUCAAGGAAAAGAAGGUACUUGAGGAGAGAGCGGCAGACCUUGCACAAACAUUAGCGGAGGAAGAAGAAAAAGCAAAACACCUGGCAAAACUGAAAGCGAAACACGAGAGUACGAUUGCCGAGCUAGAAGAGCGACUUUUGAAGGACCAUCAACAGCGACAAGAGAUGGACAGGAACAAGAGGAAGGUGGAAACUGAGGUCAAUGACCUGAAGGAGCAGUUGAAUGAGAGGAAGCAACAGGUGGAGGAGUUACAACUACAGCUGGGCAAGAGAGAAGAGGAGCUGGCUCAGAGUCUUAUGAGGAUUGAUGAGGAGGGAGCAGGCAAGGCGACCAUACAGAAGGCCAUGAGAGAACUGGAGUCUCAGCUGGCUGAGCUGCAGGAGGACCUUGAGGCAGAGAAGAUAGCAAGAGCAAAGGCUGAGAAACAGAAGAGGGAUCUCAACGAGGAACUGGAGGCUCUGAAGAACGAACUGCUCGACUCCCUGGACACUACGGCGGCACAGCAGGAACUGAGGACCAAGAGAGAACAGGAGUUGGCAACACUGAAGAAGACCCUAGAGGAGGAGGCACAAGUACACGAGGCUCAGAUGACAGAUAUGAGACACAAACACACACAAGAGUUGACCAGUGUCAAUGAACAACUGGAGCAACUCAAGAAGGCCAAGGCAGCGCUGGAGAAGACCAAGGCACAGCUAGAGGCUGAGGCUGCAGACCUGGCUACUGAGGUGAGGUCAGCGUCAGGCACCAGGGCUGAGCUGGAGCGGCGCAGGAAACAGGCUGAGGCGGCACAGAGUGAAGCUCUGGCAAGACUAGCUGAGGUUGAAAGAGCGAAGAGCGAGCUGGCAGACAGAGUCAACAAGCUGACAGCUGAGUCCGAGUCUAUCACUGCCCAGCUGGAGGAGGCAGAGUUGAGGGCGUCUGCUGCUAUCAAGUCAGCUGCUACCAUGGAGUCUCAGCUGAGCGAAGCUCAGGCACAGCUGGAGGAGGAGACAAGACAAAAGUUGGCUCUCAGCAGUCGACUGAGGCAGGUAGAGAGUGAGAAGGAAGCUCUAAGAGAACAGUUAGAUGAAGAGGAAGAAGCCAAGAAGAAUCUGGAAAAACAGGUUGUUGCACUCAGUUUGCAAGCCACGGAAGCCAAGAAGAAGGCUGAGGAAGAAGCAGAGAACGCUGCCCAGUUGGAAGAAAGCAGAAAGAAAUUGCUCAAGGACCUGGAGGUGCUGCAGAGACAGGUAGAGGAGCUACAGGCAGCCAAUGACAAGCUAGACAAGAGCAAGCGCAAGCUACAAGCCGAGCUGGAGGACUCCAACAUUGACCUGGAGACACAGAGAGCCAAGGUGUUGGAGCUGGAGAAGAAACAACGCAACUUCGACAAAGUCCUGUCCGAGGAGAAGGCUGUGUCCGAGCAGAUCGCUCAGGAGAGAGAUGCGGCCGAGAGAGAGGCAAGGGAGAAGGAGACUCGAGUGUUGUCUCUGACAAGGGAACUCGACGACAUGAUGGACAAGAUGGAGGAACUCGAGCGGUCCAAGAGACAACUGCAGGCGGAACUCGACGAGCUGGCCAACAACCAGGGUACAGCAGACAAGAAUGUUCACGAGCUGGAGAAGGCCAAGCGAGUGUUGGAGUCACAGUUGGCUGAACAGAAGGCGCAGAAUGAGGAGUUGGAAGACGAACUACAGAUGACGGAAGAUGCUAAGUUGAGGCUGGAGGUGAACAUGCAAGCUCUGAGGACGCAACUGGAGCGCGACCUGCAGGCGAAGGAAGAGGCGUGUGAAGAGAAGCGACGUGGACUGCUAAAGCAGUUGCGAGACGUCGAGGCUGAGCUGGAAGAUGAGCGCAAGCAGAGAGCGACAGCGUCGGCCGCAAAGAAGAAACUGGAGAGUGACCUGAAGGAUCUGGAGCAGCAACUGGAUAUGCACAACAAGCUGAAGGACGAUGCACUCAAACAGCUGAAGAAACUGCAGACGCAACUGAAGGACACAACGAGAGACGCUGAAGAGGCGCGUGCCGCGCGGGACGAGAUCGCAGCCACAAUGAAGGAGACAGAUCGUAGGCUAAAGUCUUUGGAGGCAGAAUUGCUUCAACUGCAGGAGGAGCUGGCAUCAAGUGAAAGGAAUAGACGAGCGGCUGAGACUGAGCGGGACGAACUGCAAGAGGAGAUCAACAGCAGUGCCAACAAGGGGACGCUGUUGGCUGAUGAGAAGCGUCGUCUGGAGGCUCGCAUCUCCACACUGGAGGAGGACCUGGACACAGAGCAGAGCAACACAGAGGCCCUCAUGGACAGGAUGAGGAAGACACAGUUGCAGCUGGAGCAGGUCACCACAGAGUUGGCUGGCGAGAGGUCACAGACACAGAAACUGGAGUCUACCAAGAUGUUGCUGGAGAGGCAGAACAAGGAGUUAAAAGCCAAACUCUCUGAGCUGGAGACCAACCAACGCAGCAAGACCAAGGCCACCAUCCUGGGACUGGAGUCCAAGAUUACCAACCUGGACGAGCAGCUGGAGGCGGAGGCCAAGGAACGGUUAAUGCAGCAGAAAGCAAACCGCAAACUGGACAAGAAACUGAAGGAGCUGAUGAUGCAACUUGAGGAUGAGAGGAGACAUGCAGACCAGUACAAGGACCAGGUGGAGAAGAUCAACGUGAGAGUGAAGGUGCUGAAGAGGCAGCUCGAUGAAGCUGAGGAGGAGAAUAGCAGAGAGAAGAUCCAGAAGAGGAAAGUACAGAGAGACCUCGAGGACCUGCUAGAGUCCAAUGAUGUCCUGCAGAGGGAGAACAACAACCUCAAGAAGAAACUCAGUAAUAUCCCAGAAACACCUCCAGUUGUAUCCAAAGAGCUGGUUCGUCAAACAGCCAACAAGCUGCGUAGAAUUUCCUGCCCAGCAAUUAGGGGUAUCUCCGGAGUGGGGUUGUCGUCAAGGUUGACGUCGUCCAAGAGAGGCUCCGUACCUGCCGAUGACUCCUCCUCCGUCAACAACACGGCGGAGGACUCCAUAGAUGAGGACGAGGUGCCUGCCUCGUAAAACGCCAGGCAGCUCACUACUGGUACAUUCCAGCGGAGGCGGAACGUUUUUAAUUUAUACAAGUAACCAUGAAAUGCCUUGAACGUUGAAGCGUCGCUUCCUUCAACGCUUACGACGUUGCCAGUUACGUUAUACACCUGUACAGACCUUUUUAUCAUGUAAUCGUAUUUCAAUUUAGAAUUGUGUCAUAAUAUUUUAUUUAAUUUUACAUGGCGCCGAGGUCGACCCUGCGGCAUUGUACACUAACAUUUUAUAGCUUGUCCUCCAAUUUGUGUGUUUGUAUGUAAGUGCGCGUGUGUGAGUGUAUAAAAGUUGCGAUUUGUAAAUAAGAGGACUAACAUUUGGUAAGGGAAUAGCCAGUCGUGAUACUUAUUAUCUUUGUAUUGGGCAUAAUUAAAUGAGAUGAAUUUAUUUAAAA